This is a messenger RNA of Drosophila hydei, 1357 nucleotides long. RefSeq lists its product as uncharacterized. The transcript has a single exon. The record is from RefSeq and is a predicted model, not a curated record. NCBI's taxonomy places the organism in Eukaryota, Metazoa, Arthropoda, Insecta, Diptera, Drosophilidae. The coding region runs from base 41 to 1243 and encodes 400 amino acids.
GAGGCUUUUGUACAAUCAUCUUGUCUACUUUAAGUUAGAAAUGAAAUUUACAAAUACGCACAAAAAUAAUAUAUAUGAGCAAACGCGAAACGCUAACGAAAUUAACAGCAGAAUGGCGGGGGACGCUUCGGAUAUAUCGUCCAUGAGGUUUAUAACUGGCAGCUCCUUUGAGGGAUCCUGGAACGAUUCGGUGCAAAUGAUGGAUGGAUUUGGUAGCUAUCGUUAUCCGGAUGGCAGCGAGUAUCGAGGCAGAUUUAUGUGUGGCAAGUUCCAUGGCUUCGGCCACCUAAAGCUGGCCGCACCCUAUCGUUUCACAAUCAAGGGCGAAUUCCAGAGAGGCAAGCUGGUCAGUGUAGAGGAUAUGUGGUUCAGUGAUGGAUUGCACGUGAAGGGCAAGUUCGAGAAAGAUCAGUUUCUGAGCAGCGAUUGGGACUAUCUGACACCGGAAGAUCGUCGUUAUCAGGCUGAACGCUUCUAUGGCCAGCAGCCCGUGGGACCAACCGCCUAUUUAACAAAGAGUUUGCCACCAAGACGUGUGCCGGCUAAAUGCUUUGACACAGAGGAGGGGCUUUACAACGCUUCAUCUGGUUGGCUAUUCGAUAGACUGCCGCCGUUCAGAAAGGCCAUUUACCUUGGAUGUCCGCAAGAGAAGGAGUGGAUAAUGCGUCAUUGUCGUACCGAGCGCCUUGCGCAAAUCACCGAGCCAUCGCCUAGCUUUUGCAGGAAAAUCAUCAAGAACAAUCUGAGUACUGAGUCUGUACAAGUAAAAGACAUUGCCAUCUAUGCACCCAAUCACGAGAUCAAUCGUAAGCGCUACUUCCCUAAUGUGUGCCACGAGAAGGAACCAGUUGACACAGAUAAACCACGAUAUCAACGGCCAGCAUUCCAAGCGACAAAUAAAACUGAGCUUUGCCUACAGGAUCGGCUCUCCAAGGAGCAGGAGAAAGCUAAACAGUACGAAGAUAAGUGGAUAAAGAGUCGAAUCAGUGGAAAAAUGCGACCAAUGCCAAGAGAUCGCGUAUGGACCAGCAGCUCAGAGCUGCGAGGCGGUGACUCUGGCGUCUCGUGCACCAUCUCGAAGAGCAAAUCGGAUACUAAACUGAAAACAAAGGUGAUGGACUUCUACGAAUCUGCAAUGGCAAUGAUAGGCCUGAAAAAAUCCGAAAGCUUGUAUGUGGUUCAAUCUAACAUGAAGCGUUCGGCGAGCUUUGUGGAUAUUAAUCGAUCCAUGUUUGAGAUUUAACAUGAAGACAAGUCAAGUUAAGCUUCUAAGCAAAUUCCAGUAAAAAAAAAACAAUACUCAAAUAAUAUAAACAAAAAUGUUCUGUGAAGACUAGUUUCAGUUCAUUAAAUAUGC